AUGAUCAAGGCAAUCUUCUACAGCAAAUUCGACACGACUGAAGGUCCGAAAGUCGUGCAUCAGGUCCCCGAUGGCGCAAUCGUUCCCUCGCCUACCGCGCCCGCCCAGCCUCUCUUCUUGACCUUCUCCGACGUCUCAUUCUUCGUGAUUCCGCGCCAGGAACUGUGCGGCAAUCUUUUACAGGUCUGCACAAAUGGCUACCGCAUCUUGGGGUACCCAAUUUGCAUGAAGUCAGACCGAUACGCCCGCAAUGAGUUCAUUUUCAAUUUCUGCAUUGUUCUGGCGGAGGAGGACGAUUUCAGUCAGUACAAAAGUGUGGUCCAGAAGCUGGCGGAUUUGAUGCAUGCCUUGGAGGAGCAGAGCGGAUUUUUGUCCCGGGACUUCUCGAAAACUGGCGAAGGCAAAGUCUAUAGUCUCUGCGAGAUGUUGAUGGAGGAUUUAAACAACUAUUGCGAGUGCAUGAUUCCUAUCGAUGAACUUAACACCCUGAACAUCAAAUUGUUCCCUAUUUAUCCGUCUCCGCCAUCUGUCAAGGCUUGGCAGGUACCCCUGUUCACGGUGCGAUAUCAGGCCUUCAUGGACGAAAAUUGGGAUCUUUCUCUGCAGCGAAUUGUCCCCCACAUCAACGGUGUUAACAGUAUUCGUAUCAUUUCAGUCCUCGCAGACACGGACUUUUCUUUGACAUGUCGAGCGAUUCGUCACUUGCUAUACUACGGCUGUCUGUUUCUCUUGGAUGUCUUCUCCUUUUCUGCCAUAUACGCGCCGACUGCUCAGUUCAGUCUCACGAUUGGGUCGGAUGAGGCGAUGCAACUUGAGUGCGCCAGAUAUGUGAACACAAGAUUUGCGCCACACCCACCAGUCGGUCCUCGAACACCCGUUCGACCUCAACUGGUACCCAGAGCAUCGUCCACCACCAGCGCGAACUCCCCCGGAGCUGGGCCAUUGUCAAGCUUGCCCCAUGAGCCUGCCACGAGUCUAACUCGCGAGGAGAUUCACUUCGAUGCUGAAGAGAUCUGGCCCUUGAUGGGCGAUCGGGAAGAUGGCUCAGCCGCAGCAAUCACCGAAGCACCCGAAGACGACGGUCUUCUUGCCGGUCAAGGUCCCCGGAUAGUUGAUGGUGUAGGUAUCGUGGAGCUGUAUGCGGCCCUUAGGCAAGGCCAGAGUGUCAAACAAUGGUACUCGCAGCACAGUCGUCAGCUCGCGAACAUCGAUAUUCGCCGCUUUAUCACAUUUGGCGUUAUCAAAGGGUUUAUUUAUCGAGUGCACAAAUAUGCGUGCGCAACAGGCCAGCCGGCUCCAAAUACGCGCUCUUCGUCCUCUAUGAUGCAUGUGAACUCCUCGACCGGGCCAUCUUCACGUACAACCACGGGACACAACACGCCUUACGCGGCAUCGAGCGUCGGUGAAGACGCCCCAAUUUCUACCCAUCACGGAAUGAAUCGCGGCCACGUACCUGUCGGCAGCGGUCCGUCUGCAGUCUUUGAAGAUGAUGAUGAUGAUGAGAUUGACGAUCGCACACUGUCGAAAUACUUGGACGGAACGCAUAGCUUUGAUCAAAUUUGCACAGAGCUAGAGAUAAGCGAGCGCGAGUUAACGAAGCGUUUGAAGAAGUAUCCGGGGGAGGUUCUUAUCAUUCAUCGAUGA
Penicillium diatomitis is the source of this 1644-nucleotide messenger RNA. Its product is annotated as nitrogen permease regulating protein NPR2. The transcript has 4 exons. Gene Ontology annotation, biological process: positive regulation of autophagy; negative regulation of TORC1 signaling. The record is from RefSeq and is a predicted model, not a curated record. Gene Ontology annotation, cellular component: vacuolar membrane; GATOR1 complex. Gene Ontology annotation, molecular function: GTPase activator activity. NCBI's taxonomy places the organism in Eukaryota, Fungi, Ascomycota, Eurotiomycetes, Eurotiales, Aspergillaceae. The coding region runs from base 1 to 1644 and encodes 547 amino acids.